Molecule: messenger RNA, 460 nt
Organism: Chiloscyllium plagiosum (whitespotted bambooshark)
Lineage: Eukaryota; Metazoa; Chordata; Chondrichthyes; Orectolobiformes; Hemiscylliidae
Source: RefSeq, a predicted model, not a curated record
CACUCUCUCUGGCAAAAUGAGGAGCGUGCAGCGACUGUGACGGGGAAGACCUUUGAGAUUUGGCACCGGCGCCAUGAUUUUUGGCUGCUUAUGGGUAUCGUGAUGCAUGGCUACGCCCGGUGGCAGGACAUUCAGAACGAUCCGCGGUACGCCAUCUUGAACGAGCCGUUCAAGGGUGAAGUGAACCGAGGCAAUUUUCUCGAAAUCAAGAACAAGUUCUUAGCGCGGAGGUUCAAGUUGCUGGAGCAGGCCCUGGUCAUCGAAGAGCAGCUCCGGAGAGCGGCCUACCUGAACAUGUCGGAGGACCCCACCCACCCCUCGAUGGCCCUCAACACCCGUUUUGCGGAGGUGGAGUGCCUGGCCGAGAGCCACCAGCACCUCUCCAAGGAGUCGCUGGCCGGGAACAAGCCGGCCAACGCUGUCCUGCACAAAGGUAAAGCCCUCGCGGCUGAGCGACCAG